Molecule: messenger RNA, 1231 nt
Organism: Jatropha curcas
Lineage: Eukaryota; Viridiplantae; Streptophyta; Magnoliopsida; Malpighiales; Euphorbiaceae
Gene: PPA6
Product: pyrophosphorylase 6
Biological process (GO): phosphate-containing compound metabolic process
Cellular component (GO): cytoplasm
Molecular function (GO): magnesium ion binding; inorganic diphosphate phosphatase activity
Source: RefSeq, a predicted model, not a curated record
ACUAGACCACCUGUUCUUAUUCUGUGUGGUUCAACACAAAACAAAGACAAAUCACUCACGGUCACACUUCACUCUUACCUCUACCUCUCUCCUCAACCACGGCAAAUGGCGGCCGCUAGAGUGAUGGCAGCAGCUGCCGCAACCAACGCAACGACGUCGUGUGGCCUUCUCCUUAAACGACCAUUCGUUUUGAACCAAAAGCCUUUCUUCAAUGGCGUCGGUUUCUGCUUUAAUGGCAAAAGACAAUUACCGUUGUUCUCCUCUUCAAAAAGAUCGGUUUUGACUUGUACUGCUAUACAUAACCCUGAUGUUAAAAUCAAAGAGGAAGGCCAGCCUGAGACCCUCGAUUACCGUGUGUUCUUCCUUGACAACUCUGGGAAAAAGGUUUCUCCUUGGCAUGACAUACCGUUGCACUUGGGCGAUGGUGCGUUCAACUUUGUUGUUGAAAUUCCCAAAGAAUCAAGUGCAAAGAUGGAGGUUGCUACUGAUGAGCAAUUCACUCCUAUCAAGCAGGACACAAAAAAGGGAAAACUUAGAUAUUACCCCUAUAACAUAAACUGGAACUAUGGAUUGCUUCCACAAACAUGGGAAGAUCCAUCUUUUGCAAACCAUGAAGUUGAAGGGGCAUUCGGAGAUAAUGACCCAGUUGAUGUUGUUGAGAUUGGUGAAAGACGGGCAAAGAUUGGUGAAAUUCUAAAGGUGAAGCCCCUGGCUGCUUUAGCCAUGAUUGAUGAGGGUGAACUUGACUGGAAAAUUGUCGCAAUCUCAUUGGACGAUCCACGAGCUUCUUUUGUAAACGAUGUUGAUGAUGUGGAGAAACAUUUCCCGGGAACUCUGACUGCAAUCAGGGACUGGUUUAGAGACUACAAGAUCCCUGAUGGUAAGCCUGCUAACAAAUUUGGUCUUGGGAACAAGGCAGCAAACAAGGAUUAUGCUCUGAAGGUUAUCACCGAAACAAAUGAGUCUUGGGCUAAACUAGUCAAGAGAACAAUUCCUGCUGGAGAGCUCUCACUUUUAUAAAUGCCUCGAACAGAGUUGGAGCUUGAAGUAGCAGUUGCUUUGGUUGUCGCUUGCCAGAGUUUUGCUUUCUGGCAAGCCAGUCCUAGUUAUCAACACUUUUUUUCCCAUUGAGUUUGAAUAAUCCAUUGUUUCCAUGUUUCAUAUGAUGAAAUCACUACAUUCCAGGUUGAUUCUAAUGCAUUUCCAUUUUCUAGUGCUUUUCUUGGUUCAA